GGCGGGGCCGGGGUUCGGUGGUGACCAAUUAGCGUUCGCCAGGUCAGGAGACAGCGGGGAUGAGACAAGAUGGCGGCGAGAGGCGGCAGGAACGGGCUACUGGAAAAAUGGAAAAUUGACGACAAGCCGGUAAAAAUCGACAAAUGGGACGGAUCUGCAGUCAAAAACUCCUUGGAUGACGCGGCCAAAAAGGUCCUGCUGGAGAAAUACAGAUACUAUGAAAACUUCUCCCUCAUCGAUGGCCGCCUCAUCAUCUGCACCAUCUCUUGCCUCUUCGCCAUUGUGGCCUUGGUGUGGGAUUACUUGCACCCAUUCCCAGAAUCGAAACCUGUUCUGGCCUUUUGCGUCAUAUCCUAUUUCCUGAUGAUGGGGGUCCUCACCGUUUAUACCUCAUACAAAGAGAAGAGCAUAUUCCUGGUGGCCCACAGAAAGGAUCGCACUGGUAUGGACCCCGACGACAUCUGGCACCUCUCAUCCAGUCUCAAACGGUUCGAUGACAAGUACACGCUGAAGAUCACCUUCAUCAGCGCGAGGAGCAAGCAGCAGCGGGACGCAGAGUUCACCAAGUCGAUAGCCAAAUUCUUCGACGAGAACGGCACGUUGGUCAUGGACUUGUUUGAACCCGAGGUCUCCAAACUCCAUGACAGUUUGGCUGCGGAGAAGAAAAUGAAACAAAGGAAGAAGACCCGGGGAGGGGAGGGGGGGCGGGGCCUGGCUGUCUGUCUGUCGGUCGAGUUAUGCUUUAGGCCCCAUUCACACUGA
This is a messenger RNA of Nanorana parkeri, 762 nucleotides long. RefSeq names its product signal peptidase complex subunit 2 (gene SPCS2). The record is from RefSeq and is a predicted model, not a curated record. The transcript is spliced from 5 exons. Gene Ontology annotation, biological process: protein targeting to ER. Bases 70 to 762 code for a protein of 230 amino acids. Gene Ontology annotation, cellular component: membrane; signal peptidase complex. NCBI's taxonomy places the organism in Eukaryota, Metazoa, Chordata, Amphibia, Anura, Dicroglossidae.